Myotis brandtii (Brandt's bat) is the source of this 1000-nucleotide messenger RNA. It is a transcript of the gene MED4, whose product is annotated as mediator complex subunit 4. Bases 217 to 891 code for a protein of 224 amino acids. The transcript is spliced from 7 exons. Gene Ontology annotation, biological process: regulation of transcription by RNA polymerase II. The record is from RefSeq and is a predicted model, not a curated record. Lineage: Eukaryota; Metazoa; Chordata; Mammalia; Chiroptera; Vespertilionidae. Gene Ontology annotation, molecular function: transcription coregulator activity. Gene Ontology annotation, cellular component: core mediator complex; mediator complex.
ACUGUACAGACAUUUCAAGAACUACCACCAGGUGCCAAGCGCAGGAGGACGGUCGUGAGGGCGAGGCGAGGGGUCGACGCGGGGAGCCCACUCGCUGUAAACGGGGGAGACCGGCUGUGGACAGGGACGCGAGCCGGCUUCACCAGGGGCGUGCGCUGCGGCUCCUGCAGCACUGGGACUAAGUGCCGGUCCCGUGUAAUCAGGGAGCUCAUAGAAAUGCUGGCAAUUUCAAGAAACCAAAAGUUGUUACAGGCUGGAGAAGAAAACCAGGUGCUGGAGUUAUUAAUUCACAGAGAUGGGGAAUUUCAGGAACUAAUGAAAUUGGCACUUAAUCAGGGAAAAAUUCACCAUGAAAUGCAAGUUUUAGAAAAAGAAGUUGAGAAGAGAGACAGUGAUAUUCAGCGGUUACAAAAACAGCUAAAGGAAGCUGAACAAAUACUGGCAACAGCUGUUUACCAAGCAAAAGAAAAACUGAAAUCAAUAGAUAAGGCAAGAAAAGGUGCAAUCUCCUCUGAAGAAAUAAUUAAGUAUGCACAUAGGAUUAGUGCAAGUAAUGCUGUGUGUGCCCCACUGACCUGGGUUCCAGGGGACCCACGGAGACCAUACCCAACGGAUUUAGAGAUGAGAAGUGGAUUAUUGGGUCAAAUGAACAAUCCUUCCACUAAUGGUGUGAAUGGUCAUUUACCUGGAGAUGCACUUGCGGCAGGCAGAUUGCCAGAUGUCCUUGCUCCACAGUAUCCCUGGCAAUCAAAUGAUAUGGCAAUGAAUAUGUUACCACCAAAUCACAGUAAUGACUUUUUGUUGGAACCUCCAGGGCAUAAUAAAGAAAAUGAAGAUGAUGUAGAGGUUAUGUCAACAGACUCCUCAAGCAGUAGUAGUGACUCUGAUUAAAAAAGCAUACCGAAUUGAAUAUUGUAGAGUUCUGUUUCUUAAACAAUAGCAAACCUGUAAAAAAAAAGGUAAUAUUGGCCAUAGUGGAAUUGUGCAGCCCAUUAAAAAU